Mangifera indica (mango) is the source of this 1338-nucleotide messenger RNA. Its product is annotated as persulfide dioxygenase ETHE1 homolog, mitochondrial-like. Lineage: Eukaryota; Viridiplantae; Streptophyta; Magnoliopsida; Sapindales; Anacardiaceae. Gene Ontology annotation, biological process: glutathione metabolic process; hydrogen sulfide metabolic process. The transcript is spliced from 9 exons. The record is from RefSeq and is a predicted model, not a curated record. The coding region runs from base 234 to 1136 and encodes 300 amino acids. Gene Ontology annotation, molecular function: sulfur dioxygenase activity.
ACUAUAAUGGAGUCUGACAACGAAGUGUAAAUUUUAAUUAAAAAAAAAUUAUAAUGGAGUCUGACUCCGAAGUUGGGUGAGAGACGGCGGUGAUGAUUGAUUGGUGGUGACGGAGAAAAUACUGUCCUCCUUUCCUUGACGGGCUCCCCAAUAUAGCUUCCCUUUUAAUUGAAAUACUCAAAGCUUCACGACAAAUCUUGACUCGAGCGUCUUCGUUCUCCUUCUUCUAAGCUAUGCUUCAGUUAAGACUUGCAAGAUCCACUCUGCUUUCACCGAACUUUCUCUCCAAAUCCAAUUUUGCACCCAAAAUUACUUCCCAUUCUCCUCUCGUCGUCAAGUUCAAGGGGCAACUGCAAAUGGGUUCUCCUUACACGACGUCUUCUUCUUCUUCUUCUUCUUCUUCAAAGCUGUUGUUUCGUCAACUGUUCGAGAAAGAAUCUUGCACUUACACUUACCUUCUCGCCGAUGUCUCCCACCCGGAUAAACCCGCACUUUUGAUCGACCCUGUUGACAAAAUGGUGGAUAGAGACUUGUCUCUUAUAAAGGAAUUGGGUGUGAAGCUUGUUUAUGCUAUGAACACUCAUGUACAUGCGGAUCAUGUCACUGGAACUGGGCUAAUUAAGAGUAAGCUUCCAGGAGUAAAAUCUAUUAUUUCGAAAGCAAGUAGUUCAAAGGCUGAUGUUCUGGUUGAACCUGGGGAAAAGAUCUGUUUUGGCAAUCUCUUUCUUGAGGUUCGUGCUACUCCUGGACAUACAUUGGGUUGUGUUACCUAUGUUACAGGAGAAGGGCCUGAUCAACCUCAACCGAGGAGGGCAUUCACAGGAGAUGCCCUACUGAUACGUGGGUGUGGGAGGACUGAUUUUCAGGGAGGAAGUUCAGCACAGCUCUACAAGUCGGUGCAUUCACAGAUAUUUACAUUGCCUAAGGACACAUUAAUCUAUCCAGCUCAUGAUUACAGAGGAUUCACAGUCAGCACAGUGGGAGAAGAGACUCAAUACAAUCCUCGCCUAACAAAGGAUGAGGAAGGUUUCAAAGACAUAAUGGCCAACCUAAAACUGUCAUAUCCAGGCAUGAUGGACGUUGCAGUUCCUGCAAAUAUGGUUUGUGGGAUGCAAGAGCCGGCUUCCAAAGCUUGAUGAGCCUUUAUCCAGUGAUGCCUAACUAGUUUUACACUUGAUAUUUAUUGUUGUUGGGGCAUUCAAGUCACCAUGUGUGCAAAAUGAUGUAUAAUUUCCUGUCGUUUGAUUUUAAAAUUGGAGAAAAAAUACAUCAUUACAUCGUCUAAUUAUGUAUUAUUGCAAAUGUUUAAAUAAAUAAAUUAAAUUUUAUUUGUCCAAA